AUGCAGUUCUACUCUAUUCUCCUUCUAGCGACUAUUGCUAUCGGUGCCAGAACCAAUCCGAAUGAUCAGAAGACAUUCCCUAUUAUUAGAAAGGAUCAGAUUGCUAAGUCCAAUGACGGUAACGUCAAGAAAUUCUUAGCAAAGGCUGAGAAGAAACAUCUGAAGGUUCAAUAUAUUUAA
Molecule: messenger RNA, 180 nt
Organism: Gregarina niphandrodes
Lineage: Eukaryota; Apicomplexa; Conoidasida; Eugregarinorida; Gregarinidae
Exons: 1
Coding region: 1-180 (59 amino acids)
Source: RefSeq, a predicted model, not a curated record